UUAUCAUGUUUUUGUGUUUGCGCCACCAUGAGGUAGGGAGGCUAUUCAUUCACAAGUGCAUUCAUCGCUUUCAUUACAAAACUUGUUUGCCGGAGUCUAGUCUAUGGUCUGCGGGAGCCGCCAUAUUGUCAUCCCUGAAGAAACGAGAGCCGCCGCAGCAUUCUCCUGGUCAUGUCUGGUCCGGUCACCAGCCGAUCCCGGGUCUACCCCGACGUCAACACACAGAGGCCGCGCGAGUACUGGGACUAUGAGUCACACGUGGUGGAGUGGGGGAAUCAGGAUGACUACCAGCUGGUGCGAAAGCUCGGCCGAGGCAAAUACAGUGAGGUGUUUGAGGCAAUCAACAUCACAAACAAUGAGAAAGUCGUCGUCAAAAUACUAAAGCCAGUAAAGAAGAAGAAAAUCAAGCGAGAAAUUAAAAUUCUAGAAAACCUGCGAGGAGGUCCCAACAUCAUCACGCUUUUAGACAUCGUCAAGGACCCCGUGUCUCGGACGCCAGCUCUGGUUUUUGAACAUGUUAACAACACAGACUUCAAGCAAUUGUAUCAAACGCUAUCGGACUACGACAUACGGUUUUACAUGUACGAGAUAUUAAAGGCCUUGGACUAUUGCCACAGUAUGGGAAUCAUGCACAGAGAUGUUAAGCCACACAACGUCAUGAUUGACCAUGAACACAGAAAGCUCCGCCUGAUAGACUGGGGUCUUGCAGAGUUCUACCACCCAAGCCAGGAGUACAACGUGCGAGUGGCUUCCCGAUACUUCAAGGGACCGGAGCUACUGGUAGACUACCAGAUGUAUGACUACAGUUUAGACAUGUGGAGCUUAGGAUGCAUGCUGGCCAGUAUGAUCUUCAGGAAAGAGCCCUUUUUCCACGGCCACGACAACUAUGACCAGCUUGUACGAAUCGCAAAAGUCCUGGGCACAGAAGACUUGUAUGACUACAUUGACAAGUACAACAUUGAAUUAGACCCUCGGUUUAAUGACAUAUUGGGCAGACAUUCUCGGAAGAGGUGGGAGCGCUUUGUGCACAGUGAGAACCAGCAUCUGGUGAGCACAGAGGCCUUGGAUUUCCUGGACAAGCUGCUGCGCUACGACCACCAGGCACGCCUCACAGCCCGAGAGGCCAUGGAGCACCCCUACUUCUAUCCCAUAGUGAAAGACCAGGCAAGGAUGGGCUCCACAUCAGGACUGUCAACAGGCUCCACCCCCGUCAGCUCGUCCAGUAUGAUGACUGGCAUCACGUCCAUGUCCUCCUCCCAGCAGCCGUUGGGCAACAUGGCUGGCUCGCCGGUCAUCUCGUCCCCCAGCGCUCUGGCCACGCAGGUUCCCGCGGCAACAGGGGCGCAGCCCUGAGCCGCUGUCUCAGUGCUGCUGCCGUCAAACCCCGCCCCCCCUCAAACGACCCGGCCCCCCCUCCCCUGGCCACAUUUUUAUGUCGAGUAUACCGAACCAAGAGAAGAGAACAGACACAAUUAGGUUCCUUUUUUUGUUUUCUUUUUUCCAUACAAUAAUUAUAUAUUGAAAUUCGGGCGCUAAAAAGCAGAAGAUAUGACGUUGCUUUUGUGUCCGGAUUGAAAAAGUGUAGCUGCGUUCUUUGAUGACAGUGUCUAGAAAUGCAACUACAAUGUAGAAAAUGAAAAAUGGAUAAUAAAAUUUAUUUUAUAUGUCCCUAAA
Messenger RNA from Alosa sapidissima (American shad), 1674 nucleotides. Its product is annotated as STKc_CK2_alpha domain-containing protein. Gene Ontology annotation, molecular function: protein serine/threonine kinase activity; ATP binding. Gene Ontology annotation, cellular component: protein kinase CK2 complex; cytosol; nucleus. The transcript has 13 exons. The record is from RefSeq and is a predicted model, not a curated record. Gene Ontology annotation, biological process: protein phosphorylation. The coding region runs from base 172 to 1353 and encodes 393 amino acids. NCBI's taxonomy places the organism in Eukaryota, Metazoa, Chordata, Actinopteri, Clupeiformes, Clupeidae.